This is a messenger RNA of Chroicocephalus ridibundus (black-headed gull), 1135 nucleotides long. RefSeq names its product vasotocin-neurophysin VT. Lineage: Eukaryota; Metazoa; Chordata; Aves; Charadriiformes; Laridae. Gene Ontology annotation, molecular function: neurohypophyseal hormone activity. Bases 37 to 600 code for a protein of 187 amino acids. The transcript has 3 exons. Gene Ontology annotation, cellular component: secretory granule; extracellular region. The record is from RefSeq and is a predicted model, not a curated record.
GCAGCAUAAAUAGCGGCUGGCGCAGCACGGGGCCAGAUGCAGAGCGAGCGGCAGGGCGGCCGGCUUCCCCUAGCACGCGUGGCACAGCUGCGAGCACCCUCCGCCAUGGCAGAGCCUUCGCUGCCCCUCUCCUUCCUCUGCCUCCUCGCCUUGUCUUCCGCCUGCUACAUCCAGAACUGUCCCCGGGGCGGCAAGCGGGCCCUGGCCGACACAGCCCUCCGACAGUGCAUGCCCUGCGGCCCCGGGAACAGAGGCAACUGCUUCGGCCCCGGCAUCUGCUGCGGCACCGAGAUGGGCUGUUACCUGGGCACGGCCGAGACGCGGCGCUGCGCCGAGGAAGACUACCUGCCUUCGCCCUGCCAGGCCGGCGGGCAGCCCUGCGGCUCCAGCGGCCGCUGCGCCGCACCCGGCAUCUGCUGCACCACCGAAACCUGUGCGAUGGACACCAGCUGCCUGGACGAGGGCAGCGACGGGGCUCAGGAGGCGGCAGAGAAGAACCUGACGGUGCUGGACGGCUCGGCUGGAGAUCUGCUCCUCAAGCUGAUGCACUUGGCAAACCGGCAGCAGCAGCAGCAGCAGGGCAAGCAUCCCCUCCUCUGAGUCGGGGCGCCGGGUGUCCCCCGCACCGCCACCGACCCCCCCAACCCCAGCCUUGUAAAUACGAGACCCAAUAAAAGUCCUCGUGCACUGUGGUGGCUUCGUCCGGGGUGCUGGGGACGGGUUAUGGGGGGCUCCAGGGAACCCGUCCGGGGCUCGGAGAUGGUGGGGUGAGGGGGUUUGGAGGUUGUUGGAUCUUCAUCCCCACACCUCCCCCCAGAAUCCCUGUGCGGUUUGGCUCCAACCCGCAGUGGUUCUGCUGGGCUGGGUGCAGGAUUUGGCCCCGUGCUGGCAGCACUAAGGGAAAGAAGCCCAGGCAGAGCUGGCCUUUGGGAUCCGGCCAUGGGGUCCCACCCCGGGAGCCCCAGCAGCACCCAUGGGCGCUGAGCCUCCCAGCCCCCCCAGCCCCUGCAGUUUGGAGCACCACACCCCGGGAGGUGCCACCGUCACGUUACCUCUUAGCCAAGAGCCCUCUUCGAGGCAGAUUCGGGGCCCCGUUACAUUCAGGAACUGGCACGGCUGGCGCUUCAAGCCACAU